Messenger RNA from Stegastes partitus (bicolor damselfish), 3013 nucleotides. RefSeq names its product Rho GTPase activating protein 17a (gene arhgap17a). The transcript has 21 exons. Gene Ontology annotation, biological process: positive regulation of GTPase activity; regulation of Rac protein signal transduction; regulation of actin cytoskeleton organization. NCBI's taxonomy places the organism in Eukaryota, Metazoa, Chordata, Actinopteri, Pomacentridae. Bases 492 to 2996 code for a protein of 834 amino acids. Gene Ontology annotation, molecular function: protein binding; GTPase activator activity. The record is from RefSeq and is a predicted model, not a curated record. Gene Ontology annotation, cellular component: intracellular anatomical structure; cytoplasm; cytosol.
CUGCAGAGGUGAGCCGCCGCCGCUGCUGCUGCUGCUGCUGUGUAGUCGGCCCCCUGCCCCGCUCUGCCCCGCUCCGCUCCGCUCUGCUCCGGGAAAAAGCGGCCGACGGAUUAUCCUGCUCGGUAACGUUAGCUCGCCGGCUAACGGUCAAGACAGCCGCCGAGGAGAGCCAUGAGAAGCCGGUGAAAGUUACCCGCGGCUCACUUGGGGGACUUUAAUGUUGGUGGACACACAGAAAAGGAGGUUCGCGGAUCAUGCCGUCGCCCCCAACGGAAACUUUUCUCUAGAAGCUCCACUUGGGGACGGCUAGCUUACAGGCUAGCGAGGCUACAAACUAUUUUUAAUUGGCUUUGGGCUCAAUGGCUCUCGCUUGUUUUUCCCUGUCAUAGCGACAGCUUGGAAAAUUGGGAGAGGCCCUGUGAACUUCAUGACAAACCAAAGGCCGGUUUUGAAGCGUAACUUCGGAAGACUCGACUGGCAAAGGAGCGAAAAUGAAGAAGCAGUUCAAUCGGAUGAAGCAGCUCGCCAAUCAAACAGUUGGCAGAGCAGAGAAAACAGAAGUCCUCAGCGAUGACCUCCUGCAGAUCGAACGGCGCAUGGAGCUGGUGCGCGUCGUGUCCCACAACACACACAAACGGAUGGUGUCAUGCCUGCAGGGACACAUCGGGGCAGAUGCAGAGAAGAGACAUUCCGUACCACGCCUCUAUACAGGAAAUGGUCAGAAAAAGCUGCCUCUCACAGCACUAUCCCAGGCGAUGGUGGAAGGCGGAAACCAGUUGGGAGAAGAGUCCUUGAUAGGGAAGAUGAUGGAAGUUUGCGGGGAGGCAGAGAAUCGUCUGGCAUCGGAACUGAUGCAACAUGAGCUGCAGAUAGAAAAGGACGUUCUGGAUCCACUCAGUCAGCUAGCAGAGGUGGACAUCCCCAACAUCCUGAAGCAGAGGAAACAGCUGGCCAAACUAGUGCUGGACUAUGAUUCUGCCAGAGCGAGAUGGUUGCAGGCAACCAAGUCAAUAAUCUCAGGAACAAACACUCAAGCACUGACGGCCAAGGCUGACCUACUCAAGGAGGAGGUGGAUGAGGCCAUGAACAAAGUGGAGCUUUGCAAGGAUCAACUUGCUGCAGACAUGUACAGUUUUUUCUCAAAAGAAGGCGACUAUGCCCACUACUUCAUAACGCUCUUAGAAGCUCAGGCGGAUUACCACAGAAAGUCUCUCACUGUUCUGGAGAGUGUCUUGCCAACCAUCCAGGCUCAGCAAGAUUCAUGGAUGGAAAAGCCUGCAUUUGGCACUGGGCUGGAUGAGCACCUGAAAAGGAGCGGAAGGGAGAUCGCCCUGCCACUAGAGGCCUGCGUCAUGAUGCUUCUAGAGACUGGCAUGAAGGAGGAGGGCCUAUUCAGAAUUGCAGCAGGGGCAUCCAAACUAAAGAAGCUAAAGGCAGCGCUGGACUGUUCCACUUCACAACUGGAAGAGUUCUACUCUGACCCCCACGCUGUCGCUGGAGCACUGAAGUCCUACCUGAGGGAACUCCCAGAACCUCUAAUGACCCACCAGCUUUAUGAUGAAUGGAUCCAGGCAUCCAGUGUGUCAGACCCGGACAAACGGCUCCAGGCGCUCUGGGUUGUGUGCGAUAAACUACCAAAGAACAACAAAAACAACUUGAGGUAUCUGGUGAAGUUUUUAGCCAAACUGGCUCAGGACAGCGAGACAAACAAAAUGACUCCGAGCAACAUCGCCAUCGUCCUGGGACCCAACCUGCUCUGGGCCAAGACUGAGGGGAGUCUGGCAGAGAUGGCUGCUGCUACCUCUGUGCACGUAGUGGCCAUUGUGGAGCCUAUCAUCCAGCACGCUGACUGGUUCUUUCCUGAGGAUGUGGACUUUAACGUGUCCGGCGUGUUUGUGAUGCCCACACCUGCAUCCAACCACAACAACCAUCUAGAUUAUGACUCUGGCACCAUUGAGAGGAAGAGGCCUGGCAGCAUGGUGGGACCGGAGAACGACACGACGCGCAAAGACAACACCCCUAACAAGCACUCGGACCACACCCUCCGUAGAGGCAGUAACACCUUAGGUAGAAAGCAGCACACUUCACCUGCCUUCCAGCCUCCUUUACCCCCUGUGGAGGCUCAGGGGCAGGGACAUGGGGCCGGGCAGGUCCCCCAGCCCUCUGCUGAGCCCCAGCCCCAGACACAAGCUCCACCAGGGGGUUCAGGGUUUGACACUUCCCAGCAUAGCUUGGCGCAGAAUCUGGCUGCUCUGGCAGCUGCUCAGCAGCUUCUAGCCCAGCACACAGAGGAGCUCAGCAACCCAAAGCUACGUGACUCUACACCCGCUCAGACCCCUGUGCUGCAGAGGAAUGGCUCUGGAGGAGGCGGCCAGACUGCAGGGCAGCUGGGCACCGGAUCCCCCGGGGCUGGAUCCAUGGGGCCGAGCCCACAUAUGAUGCGCAGAGGUACCAAGAAGCAGGCUCCUGCUCCUCCCAAACCAACAAACCCUCCUCCCAGUCAACCCUGCAAUUCAGUGAACCAAACCUCCUCCUCUGGCUCCUCCCAGUCUCUCAGCCCCUCUCCCAGACCCCUCUCCAGCCACUCGCCCACUUCGCCCACCUCUCCCGCCUCACAACCGUGUGCCACGCCCAGGCGCCACUCCAGCAACCAGCCCCCAAUCCAGGCGCCCAGCCAUCCGCCCCCAGAGCCUCCGACACAGGCCAGCCCUCCGGUGCAGCCUGCAUCGCUCGGCCACUCCACCGGGGACCAGCAGGGCACGGACCCCUCACCUCCAGGCACCCCGACCCCUCCAGACACGCCCCCACCCUCCUCUACCAGCCAGGAUGCAGCCGCUCUUCCGUCCCCGUCUCCCUACCAGUCCGGCUCCCUUCCCCGACCGCGGCCGGUCCCAAAGCCUCGCAACAGACCCAACAUCCCACCGCCACCGCAGCCCAGCACACUGACCAGUGAGACCAACGGGAUCUGCGCCACUGCGUACAAGAUGAUGGGUUAAAGAGGCACUUGUGAGAG